Molecule: messenger RNA, 910 nt
Organism: Owenia fusiformis
Lineage: Eukaryota; Metazoa; Annelida; Polychaeta; Sabellida; Oweniidae
Source: the annotation of a GenBank genome assembly
GUAUGCACGGAGCCAUCACGCAACUCCUUAUAUGGAUAGUAAUCAUGUUCAAUUCUCAGAAUUACAACUUGACAAAACAAGCUGCAAUUUUUCUCCCGGUGUGUCUUGCAUUCAUUAGUUACAUGACAUCACAAUUCAUCAUGACAUCACAGCAACAGAUGAUGAUAUUCAGCAUCAUACUCAUUAUGACAUCACAAUUGAGUUUGCUAUAUCUUCAAACUCAGGUGCCCAUAGUGCAGCACCCGCAACCCGUAAAAUCUGUGGCCCGUUGUAUAUCCUGGCUUCACAAAUCUAGAAAGUGGCAGGGACAAUAUGACCCAGAAUCCAUAGUCCUCCUAGGACACUCAGCAGGGGGACACUUAGCAACUUUGCUUGCUCUUGACAACACAUAUCUCACGAAUGCUGGAUGUCACCCAAGUGUUAUUAAGGGAAUCAUAUCGAUGUCUGGGGUAUACUCCGUACCAAGAAUUGCAACAUCGUGGAUGGCAAAACACUUCAUAAUCAUCCCAGGAUUUGGAACUGACCAAUCAGAAUGGGAGAAAUCUUCACCUCUCACCCAUGUGAAAAAUCGAGCCAUGAAUGGCAUCGGCAUUCCUAAAUUUCUCUUAUUCUGUGCUGAAAGUGAAUUUCCAUUUCUACAAAAAGAUGCAAGUGAUUUGAGCGAUAAGUUCAAUGAAUUUGAUGUUUCGCAUGAAUAUUUUACCAUCAAAGGGACCAAUCAUUUUACUAUCGCAUCAAACUUCGGUAGAUAUUCAGAGCAUUAUAAUGAACAUGUUACAAAACGCUGCAUUGACUUUAUACUAGGGACAGGAUCAAUGUGAAGAAUUGUUAUACACUGUACACUUAAAUUGUAAAAAGUCUUGAAAUGUAUUAUAAUUUAAAAAAUAAAGUCAAUUGAAUAUCAUUCCAU